AUGUCUCUCGCUGUUGACCUCCUCAACCCGUCCGCUGAGCAGACCGCCAAGACCCACAAGCUCAAGCGCCUUGUGCAGUCGCCCAACUCGUACUUCAUGGACGUCAAGUGCCCGGGCUGCUUCAACAUCACCACGGUCUUCUCGCACGCCCAGACCGUCGUCCUGUGCGGCUCGUGCUCGACCAUCCUGUGCGCGCCCACGGGCGGCCGCGCCAAGCUCACUGAGGGCUGCUCGUUCCGCCGCAAGCAGUAG
Rhodotorula graminis WP1 is the source of this 252-nucleotide messenger RNA. Its product is annotated as ribosomal protein S27. The transcript is spliced from 5 exons. Gene Ontology annotation, molecular function: RNA binding; structural constituent of ribosome. Lineage: Eukaryota; Fungi; Basidiomycota; Microbotryomycetes; Sporidiobolales; Sporidiobolaceae. The record is from RefSeq and is a predicted model, not a curated record. Gene Ontology annotation, biological process: ribosomal small subunit assembly; translation. Gene Ontology annotation, cellular component: ribosome; cytosolic small ribosomal subunit. Bases 1 to 252 code for a protein of 83 amino acids.